GAGAGAGAGAGAGAGAGAGAGAGAGAGAGAGAUGUGGACACUCCCAGUCAGAGUCAGUGGAGGUGCAGCAAACACUUCUCUCCAGAGCGGGAAGUCACUCACAUCAGCACCCUCUUUGCAGGUUCAGUUUCGCAGCUCGGAGACGCGCCAGGAUGUUCUACUUUCACUGUCCGCCUCAGCUGGACGGAGAGUGCUGUCGCACCAAUACAUUGAAUUCAAGCAGCUUUGGUAACCACGCCCCGGCUGAUUUUGAUGAUGGAUUUCUGCGUAGAAAACAGCGAAGAAACAGAACUACAUUCACUUUGCAACAGUUGGAGGCUUUGGAGGCCGUUUUCUCCCAGACUCACUACCCGGACGUGUUCACCCGGGAGGAGCUGGCCAUGAAGAUCAACCUGACCGAGGCCAGGGUGCAGGUUUGGUUUCAAAAUCGCAGAGCAAAGUGGAGGAAGACAGAGCGAGGGAGCGCAGACCCUGAAGGAGGAAAAGAGCAGAUGAGUGACGGCACUCCUCCAUCUCGCAUCAACUGUCAGUCCCCUGUGGACCACGGCAGAAAGCAGAAAGAACCACUGGAGAUGCAGCAGAGCAUCAACAGGACAGUGGGUCCAAGUGGUCCGUUCUUCCCAUCUUGUAUACCAGGCACACUCCUCAACUCUGCCACCUACGCCCAGGCCCUCUCACAGGUCGCCACACUGAAAGGUAAUGGCUUAUGCUCCUGCUGUGUUUCUGACCCCAUGGGCUUGUCCUUCCUGCCGCCCUACGGUUGUCAGGGAAACCGCACAGCCAGUGUAGCCGCCCUGCGAAUGAAGGCCCGCGAGCACUCGGAAGCUGUGCUGCAGUCCGCCAACCUACUCAGUGCGGCGUCCGGGCCCGGGGCCGGCAUGGGAGUUCUGUCUGGAGUCGGCAUGGGCUCAGCUGGGCUGGCAAGGCCCACAGUGGGUCCCACCAUCGAGGUGCCUGUCGCUCUGGGAAGAGGGGGAGACAGCUCCAGUCCCAGCCCGGCCAACAAGGUCCUGACUCUGGGCAGCAGUCCGGACAAACACCCUCACUGCUCCAAGGAACCACUGGAAAAAAAGUGAAGCACUGGACAUAAACGUGGAUGAACUGAUACUCUAAAUCUGUGUGAUCGUGCCUGUUAUUAUACGGUCCUAUGAGCAACGAAGCACAACUACGGACAGACUCUAGAAACAGUCUGGGAGACUUGACUGAUAUCACAAUGUAUGGAUGCAAACAUUAAAAUAUUUAUUUGACAGUAACUGAUAUUGUUUGUGAGAAACGCUGAAUAUUUGGGGCCUUAUUAACCCCACAGAAGCACAAUGUGGUUUUGGAUCUAUCUGUCUUCACACUCUUGGACUCUAUUUGAUGGACUAAGAUAGAUACGUGAUGUGUGAAACAGAACCUGUUUGAUAAUGUGAAUUAAAGUAUCCUAAUACAGAUCCUCUUCUUUUCAUGAAGAGGACAGAUGCUUACAUUGUGAAUGUUGAUGCAUGUAAACUGUACAGAGCUGAUGGCAGGACAGGGAGGACCUUUUGGUGAAUUUUGGCAAUAUAAUGUUUAUGCCAUCAGGUCAUUUAUGGGCUCAAACAAUCUCUAAUUCUUUUUGAUUUUAAAGUGAAAGUGCACUUUAUUAUUAAUCAGCCACUUUUCAGUGUAAAUGUGUACAUGUGCCAGAAUACAGUAUGUCCAUGUGUGAACCCCAGGCAGGCAAAAGCAGACGCAGUGACGGAGCACACUGUUAGCACAUCUGUAGCGCCAGCAGACAGGGAGUACACCCGUCCUGUUGUGACAUGUUCUUUAAAACAAUUAAAGAUGUAGUCGCUCAUGUUCCUCUCCUGUUGCCUCUCACUCCAGCCAUCUGUUCUGAUACAUUAUUUAUCAGUUUCCCUUAAAGCUGGGAGAGGAGAGCAAUCGUGACUCUUAUUAUUUAUUUACUUUUAGGAACGCUCACCCUCUUCCUCUUCCUCCCUCUCUGAGCAUUUUUUGAUAUUCCCAUUAAACAUGAAAUAUGUUAUUUAUAAGUGUUGAAUUUGCAUUUAAAAAAAACAUUAUAUCAGGCCUCUCCAAACAGUAUUUUUCACAGGAAAUACAUUUGUUUGUUCCUAAAUAUUUCUACACUGGCUCUUGACUUAAGAAUCAGCUGAUCACAUUGCAAAUACUUAACCGCAGAGCACACAACCAGCAGUUGGGCUGAUUCAAUUUGUGUCCUUGAGGAUUUUCAGGAAAUUACUUUUGAUAGUCAAUAACACAAUUAAGUAAACUACACACACAUUAUCAUGAAUAAUUGAUAAGAAAUUAUGUAUUACCAUGAAGUACUGGUUCAAUAAUUGAUGAGGCGACACCCUGGUGACAUAGAAGAGCGAGAUAAUGUCAGAAGUCGUGCCAGGUUGUACACAGAGU
Messenger RNA from Eleginops maclovinus (Patagonian blennie), 2394 nucleotides. RefSeq names its product dorsal root ganglia homeobox (gene drgx). Lineage: Eukaryota; Metazoa; Chordata; Actinopteri; Perciformes; Eleginopidae. The record is from RefSeq and is a predicted model, not a curated record. Gene Ontology annotation, molecular function: RNA polymerase II transcription regulatory region sequence-specific DNA binding; DNA-binding transcription factor activity, RNA polymerase II-specific. The transcript has 7 exons. The coding region runs from base 153 to 1076 and encodes 307 amino acids. Gene Ontology annotation, biological process: regulation of transcription by RNA polymerase II.